This is a messenger RNA of Mercenaria mercenaria, 1953 nucleotides long. RefSeq names its product p53 and DNA damage-regulated protein 1-like. Bases 247 to 648 code for a protein of 133 amino acids. The record is from RefSeq and is a predicted model, not a curated record. NCBI's taxonomy places the organism in Eukaryota, Metazoa, Mollusca, Bivalvia, Venerida, Veneridae. The transcript has 4 exons.
AUUUGCUAAAAACGAAACCGGAAACAGUACUGUGUUAAACCUACUUGCUCGCAAAAUAUCUAAAACUGCUUCUGUCAUUAUUUCUAAAAAGUAAAUAUAGAAGAUUAAGGAACAGAUGUUUAUUUUCUUUACAACUAUACAUAAUAUUGAUGUUUAAAUGUUAUGCCGACCAACAACUGAGUUUUCGUUACACUGACGAACUAUUCGGAUAGACAUAAUUUUGUACAGAUCAACAGUUAGUUCAAGAUGGCCAGCCAGAAUGAGGAGAUAGGACGGCUUACACAGCACCUUGGAGAGAUGGAGGUUGUAGCUGAGGAUAUCCUUACAGACAGACAACAAAUCAUUGACCUAGACAGAAAGAGACAGAAAACUAGGGAGGCCGUAAGAGUUCUGUCGAAAGACAAGAAGAGUCAGAAACAGUGGGUAUGCUUUGGGGAUAUGUUCAUCAAAUUUCCGUCAGAUAAAACCAGGAGAAUGCUUCAACAAGACUUUGACCAGCUUGACAGUGAAAUUGGUGAUCUUCGGAGAAAUUUAAAACCAAAAGUGAAUAAGCUGAGAGACUUGGAAAUGAAAGAGGAUAUUAAAGGAUUUGAUUUAAACCCGUUAAGUAGGGAGGAACUGAAGACAUUGGAAGGAUACUGUGACUGAUGUACAGGUCUCAUGGAAUUGUUAGCUACACCUACAUUGACAGUGUUACCAAAGUUAAAGUUACAGGUUACAGUGAACUACUAUGGACAACUAGAGUGUUUGAGAAGGAGUAUUUGUUACACCUUCAAUUGAGAAUGUUCAAGCACUAGUUUGUCUUCCAUAUAAGAUUAUGCUUUCUGUUUGAAUGAAGUUGUUCAAUCGUCAAUAGCAGUCGAUUCCGUCUGCAUCAUCAAGUAGAUUCAGUCUGCAUUGUCAAGUCUUCAGGUGACAAAGGCCUCUAAAAGGUAUUUUAGUGUGGUUCCUGGACUUAGUAUGACACAGACCUAUACAAGAUUUUGUAAUCUGACUUUAGGACUUCAGAUAACACAGACCUGAACUAGAUCUUUUGUUCCGGCUUCCUACUUAAGAUUACUUAAAUCUGAAGAAAAUCUUGUGUCCUGACUAAUGAACUUCGCAUAACACAAACCUGAAGAUCAUAUACAUUAAGAUAUCCUCCAAAAAAAAGCUAAAUCAGGGUACAUGUUUCAUGUAGAGUAUCGACUUGUAGUUGACAUUUAUCCAACUUAAAAUUGUGUGUUGUAGGCAAGAAUUUAUGUUACAUUAUACUGUAAAAGCAGAAAUUUUCGCAAGGGUUUAAUUUUUGCAAUAUUCGCAUUGCCCUACAUUUCGCGAUAAUUAAUCCCAGCAUAAAUAUUCACCAUUAGUUUAAUUCAGAUUCAAGCAGGAUACCAUUUUACAAUUUCGCGAUGGUAAAACCUCUCAAACAUACUCAAAAUUUCAAAUUCGCGAAAAUUUGACCCAGCGAAAAUAUGUUCUUUUACAGUAAGCAUUGUGUAUGUGAUCUCAAUGAAAAUUAUAUUGAAAUUCUGAUUAAGUUGAUGUACAGAUACACAGUAAUUGAGAACCACUGCAUCAUGGGUAAAAGCCAGAUAUUUAUUCAUCAAUUUCUGUUGUAACAAUCUGACAUGUACCAACUCCUGAAUCUAACCACAUUUUUUUAGAAAAUUCUUAAGUUUGUAUAGAAAGGUGAACAAAAAUCAUAUGUGUACUUAAACUUUGAGUACUGUGAAGUUAUUUUAAAAUAUUUAGUACCGAUUUCUAUGGAUUUUGUGGUUGCAGGUAUGCGUGAGAUUAAAUCUCAGCAAACAGAAAAGUUAUUAAUUCAUAUCAGCAAUACAUUAAAAAUAUCAGUACUUAAUAUCAGAAUAAUCUCAGUACAUAUAUCAUUUCAUAUCAAAAGUUAUUUAAUAUCAGCAAUACAGCAAUACAAAGAUUACAAUUAAAUAUCUUUAUAUAUGUUUAUAA